AUGGGUGUGAAAGGGUUUAGCACAUAUUUAAAUCACAAUUCUAAUUCAUCAUCACUUAAUGAAAUUAUUUUUAAAAAUGAUAAAUUAAUAAUUGAUGGAACGAAUCUAAUUUAUUUUCUAUAUUUGUCAGAUUCUAUAAAUUCCUUUUUUAAUGGUGAAUAUAGCAAUUAUAAAUUAGUGGUUAUAAGAUUUUUUGCUAUAUUACAUUACAAUAAAAUAAUACCUUAUGUUAUACUAGAUGGUUGUUCUGAUCCCUAUAAUUAUAAAACAGAAACUAUACUUGAAAGGCAAAAAGACAGACUGAAAAAAUCUUUAACUCUAGAUGGCAACACAUCAUAUAUAUUACCAAUUCUUUGUGAGAUUUUAUUUGUUGAAAUUUUGAAAGAGUUUAAUAUACCUCAUUAUCAAUGUCUUUUUGAAGCUGAUCAGGAAAUUGCUAAACUUGCUAAUUUUUGGGAUUGUGCAGUUUUAAGUGGGGAUAGUGAUUUUUAUAUUUAUCCACUGACUCAUGGUUUUAUUCCACUUUCAAGUAUAAGCUUUAUUAGCAAUUUGUAUCAAGAUAUCCUUAAUGAAAAUCUUGUUUUCUAUCCCUUUAAAGCUAAUAUAUUUAAUCAAAAACUGUUUUUAACUGAAUACCCGGGAUUAAAAUUAGAGUUAUUACCAUUAUUUGCUGUUUUAAAUGGAAAUGACUAUUCUUACAAUGGCAAUUAUACCUCAUUUUUGGCUAAUAUUAAUUUUAAUUACAAACCAAAUAGCAAAAAGAAUAAAUCACCUAUUAAAGGUUUACUGCUAUGGUUAUCAAAGUUUGAAAACAUUGAUUCAGCUUUAGAAAACGUUUUAUCCCAUGUCAAACUGAAUAUGAGGAUUAAAAUUAAAAAUCAAAUUCUUACAUUAAUUGAAAUAUACCAUCUGUCAGAUGAUAGUUUACUGCCUUGUUAUUUCUCUCAUAAAGGUAUAACUAUUGUUAAAUGUAAAUAUCCAGAUGUAUUCAAAUAUAAUUCUUUACAAAAAUUUUAUCACAUGAAUGAAAAUAUCCAAUAUAAAUGUACUAAUUGUCAUAUCUUAAAUCCAGAGUUGAUCAAAUUAGUUAAGGAAAAGCUGUUUGAUCAAAAUGGUAUAAAUUUUAGUUCUGAUUCUCAAAUUAUUUUGUUAUACCUUCAAAAUGAAUUUCAUGAAGCAAAUUAUAAUUCCCAAUUAUUACACCUAUUAAUUACAAAGAGGAUGUAUCUAUCAACUCAAGUUGAAAAUUAUCGUGAUGAAUCAUCGUAUAAUAUAAGUCAGGAAAUCCGUAAUCUUAUUUAUAUGACCUUUUUUAGAAAAAUUAUUGAGCCUUCCAAUAAUGUCGAUAACAAUUUGAGUUUAUCAAUAUACGAGUAUAAAAGAAAUUUGAGGAAUAUGUUUUUUAAUCAUAUAGAAGUAUAUCCUUAUGGGAAUUCCCAAAAUAUUUCUUCUAUGCCAAUAAAUAACCAAACAACAUUACCAGAAGAGCUGUUCAUCACUAUAAUUUUCAAAUCUUUUAGAAUAGACCAUGAUGCAUUUAAAAAUGCAUUCAAUAAUGUUUCCAAAGAUUUUAAAUUAUUUGUGAUGAGCUUAAAAUAUUUUUAUGCCACAACUUCUUUUCAAACAAUUGACCCUACCAAUACAACAACUGCCCUCAUUAACUUAGAAUAUGAUUCAUUCCUAGGCUACUCGCAUAUUUUUAUAAUCAUAGCCUUGAUCUUAGUGUCAUUAUCCUCUCUUGUUAAAAGUGAUCAGUUUUUAAUUGAUGACUCUAAGGAAAAAAUUGAAAAGUUUCUUAAGCAACAAGAUAAAUUUAUGGCCAAGUAUCAAAAAAUUCCGAAAUUCACUAUAAAUUCUCAAAGCCUAAAUAUUCGCAAAAGCAUGGAUAUGGAGUUGAUUCAUGGUAUGGCCCAAUGGCAAACAUGCCUUCAAGCAUUAUGUUUACUCAAUCAAAUAUCGAUUUUUACAUUUGAUUCUCACUCAACUUUGAUACGAUUUUUAGCAUCUAUAAAUUCUUCCCAGAUUUAUAAUUUAGCGAAAAAAUUCAGAAAUUUGUCCUCUACGAAUAAAUCAAUGAAUGAUAAACAAAAUAUUCCUAAUCCUGUCUUAGAAUUUAUAAGAAAAGAAUUAUUCAAGGCUGGCAAUGAUGAUAUAUAUAAUUUUUUUAUGGAUCUUUUACGAUGCAUAGUCAUUUAA
This is a messenger RNA of Gordionus sp. m RMFG-2023, 2196 nucleotides long. RefSeq names its product protein asteroid homolog 1-like. NCBI's taxonomy places the organism in Eukaryota, Metazoa, Nematomorpha, Gordioida, Chordodea, Parachordodidae. The record is from RefSeq and is a predicted model, not a curated record. Gene Ontology annotation, molecular function: nuclease activity. The transcript has a single exon. The coding region runs from base 1 to 2196 and encodes 731 amino acids.